ACAUGAAGAUACUGAGACACAAACAGACCUGAUGCUGCUGAAAAAGGAAAGUCAAGAACUCAAUGAAGUUGAAGAGAAAAAUCAGUGUGAGAUGCGCCUUGAUUUCAUGACGGGUGAAAAACCCAGACAGACUGAAAAGAUUUCCUCACGAAAAAGAGCUCAGAAGACCAAACCUAACAGUUCUAAUCGAACACGAAAACAAAACCUUGAAAUCCACAAGAGUGUUCACGCUGGAGAGAAGAUGUUUAUAUGUGAUCAGUGUGGAAAGAGUUUCUCAGACAUGAAAUGCCUUCAAAUGCAUGUAAUAAGUCACUCCGUAGAGAAACCUUUCAUGUGCCACCAGUGUGGAAAGACUUUCCAAUUCAAUAAAUACCUUAAAGCUCACAUGAGAGUUCACACAGAAGAGAGGCCUUUCACCUGCAAACAGUGUGGAAAGAGUUUCUCUCAAAAAGUAAAUCUGAACACUCACUUGAAAGUUCACACUGGAGAGAAGUCGUUCACAUGUGAUCAGUGUGGAAAGAGUUUCAGUCGUAAAGGAGCCCUUGAUACUCACAUGAGAAUUCACACUGGAGAGAGACCUUACAACUGCAAAGUGUGUGGGAAGAGUUUCUCAUUAAAAGGAAAUCUUAAGAUUCACAUAAGAAGUCACACUGGAGAGAAACCCUUUAUAUGUGAUCAGUGUGGAAAGAGUUUCAGAUGUAAAGAAUCACUUAAUUGCCACAUGAAUAUUCACUCAAGGGAAAACUGUUUUAUAUGUCAUCAGUGUGGAAGGAGAUUUACAGACAGAAAUGAUCUUAAGAUUCAUGUAACGAGUCACACUGGAGAGGAGCCUAACAUGUGCCAUCACUGUGGAAAGAGUUUCGCAAAGCAAGCAUACCUUAAGAAUCACAUUAGAGUUCACACUGGAGAGAAACCUUUCACCUGCAAACAGUGUGGAAAGAGUUUCACCGUUAAAGUAAACCUUGAGACUCACAUGAGAGUUCACUCUAGAGAGAAGCCAUUCACCUGCCAUCAUUGUGGAAACAGUUUCCGAUUUAAAGGAAACUUUAACAGUCAUAUGAGGUUUCAUUUGUAAAAUUUAUACUGCCGUCACACUUAGAGAUGCAUCUGCAAAGUCGUGCUUGUGAGACCCUAUUUUGUGUUCUGUGUGUGGAAGGAGUUUUAAAUGACAAAAUUAGUAGUGAUUGCAAGACCUUAAUUGUGUCAGAUAAGAAUAAGGGAGACAUACAAAAUGUGCAGUGCAUGGGGUCCUCCAGAACAGGUUUGAAAACCCCUCA
Messenger RNA from Sinocyclocheilus rhinocerous, 1277 nucleotides. RefSeq names its product gastrula zinc finger protein XlCGF8.2DB-like. Lineage: Eukaryota; Metazoa; Chordata; Actinopteri; Cypriniformes; Cyprinidae. The transcript is spliced from 2 exons. The coding region runs from base 32 to 1075 and encodes 347 amino acids. Gene Ontology annotation, cellular component: nucleus. Gene Ontology annotation, biological process: regulation of gene expression. The record is from RefSeq and is a predicted model, not a curated record.